Psylliodes chrysocephalus is the source of this 1331-nucleotide messenger RNA. NCBI's taxonomy places the organism in Eukaryota, Metazoa, Arthropoda, Insecta, Coleoptera, Chrysomelidae. The record is from the annotation of a GenBank genome assembly.
CGUUGGAAUGUCUUCAAAUUAAAAAUGAAAAAAAAGUUUAAAAAAGCGAUUUCAAAAUCUCCAAAAAGCGUCACAGAUAAAGAUUCAGCUAAAAGAAAUGCUGCAGAUGAAAUCACUCAUGAUGAUACUACUGCUGAAGAUACAGACGGUGAAACAGAAGAAAACAAAUUUGUAUCAGUAAAACAUGGAAAGUUUGUAUACGAUUUUAAAUUUCGAACAAUUAAAAUAAUAGCAAUAAUAUUAUUGCUGCUACUAUUUUCCAAUAUUUUACUGUCUCUUAAACUAUUUGAUGUCGCAAUAAGAAUUCGAAACCAUUUAGGUUAUUUUAUAAAUAUGGUUACUGAUGGAGGAGAAGGUGCGAAGUUACCGAUGUUUCAGUCAAUUCCGGUUUUGAUAUUUUUACUUCUGGAUAUUAUUUUUAUAAUUGCACUUUGGAAAAUAUUUAAAACUAAACCGCAACGUAAAUACAACUGGUUACUAUUUAUCACGAUUCUGGUAGAUGUGGUUUUUAUAUUAGGAACAUUUAUUUUUUUAUUUAUUAUUAUGAGCCAUAUUUAUCAAGAGCACACCUAUAUCCAUGAUGGUAUCGUCGAGGCUAUGAACAAUUAUUCCAGUAAUUCUUUAUUUAAGAAACAAAUUGAUAGAUUGCAGAUAGAAUUCCAAUGUUGCGGAAGUAAAAAAUAUGACGAAUGGUACAAUAUACAAUGGUACGAUACUAGUUUGAUAAAAAAAGGUCAUGCUGAAAAAACUCAUAGCAAUACACCGUUCAGUUGCUGUUCCAUUUCCUCUUUAUUUCCGUGUAUCCAUCAUAACAUUGAAAAUACUGGAAAGGCUUAUUUGUAUACCCCAGAACAAAAUCUUAGUAUAUCCACCACUGGUUGUCAUGAGAAAAUAUUGAAAAAAACAAGAGAAGUGGGAUGGAGGAUCAUAGGAAAUUUGUUCCUUCUCAUUUUUCUUCAAGUUGUUCUCGUAGUAGGUCUACGAUUUUUGCAAACCGCUCAUUUUGAAAGGUUUAUGUUCGAAGCUCACGACAGGCUUUACACAGCAUGGAUUUUUGGAUGUGCAGUAAAAAAACCAUCAAAAGAAUCUAAUUUACCUCCGCCAGUACCGCCUGUUCCAGAAGAAUUAAUGAAAUGAGUUAGCCUUGGGCGAAGCGUGUGAUUCAUAAUAAUAAAAGAAGACCGAUACUGAAAGCGCCGAAAAUUUAAAUGAGCCCACCAAUUCUACUCCAACAACAUUGCAGAGUAAUACGAAUUUAACUGUAUACUUUUAAUUUUAAGUCUAUAACAAAUGAACAUAAUUUGUAAAAUUUUAUCGUAAUAAAUAAAAAG